AUGCCUGAGCUAGCCGAAGUUUCGCGCAUCGUCCAUUUCAUUCGCCAACAUCUGGUUGGAAAGACCCUCUCAAAGGUCACAACCCAGCAUGAUGAUGUUGUUUACGGGAAAGUCGGCACAAGUGCCACAGAGUUUCAAAAAGCAGUGCAGGGGAAGCAAAUCACAGGCGCCGGUCAGCAGGGGAAGUAUUUUUGGAUCACCAUGUCUUCGCCGCCCCAUGUCGUUAUGCACUUCGGCAUGGCUGGCUGGCUAAAGAUCAGAAAUGCCGAUACAUACUAUUACCGGACUGACAAGCCGGAGGAUAAGGAUUGGCCGCCUAAAUAUUGGAAGUUCCUGCUGGAAACAGACGAGGAUCCCAAGACAGAGGCUGCGUUUGUCGACUUUCGCAGACUUGCACGGAUACGGUUGGUAGAUUGUCCGGCAGAUGAGAUUCGGAAAUACAGUCCUCUGAAGGAGAACGGACCGGAUCCAGUUGCGGACAAAGAUGCAGUGACGGAUAGUUGGUUGAUCGAAAAGGUGCGGAGUAAAAAGGUACCUAUUAAGGCCCUGCUGCUUGACCAAGCCAACAUCAGUGGGAUAGGAAAUUGGAUGGGUGAUGAGAUACUAUACCAUGCCAAGAUACAUCCAGAACAGUACAGCAACACGUUGGGCUAUGAGCAAAUCAAGGAACUCAACUCUUCGAUCCAUUAUGUUUGUGACACUUCAGUGGAAUUGCUUGCAGACUCAGAGAAGUUCCCAGAGAAAUGGCUCUUCAAUCAUCGAUGGGGGAAAGGAAAGAAGAACCAGCCCUCUGUCCUCCCUAACGGAGAGAAGAUUGUCUUUCUUACUGUUGGAGGUCGAACCAGCGCAGUAGUCCCGUCCGUGCAGAAGAAGACCGGGAUUGUAUCGAAGGAUGUUAGCGACGAGGAAAUCAAUGGCGCGCAAACUCAGUCGAAGCGAAAGCGAGGAGCUGUUAAGAAAGACGAAAAUGAUUCCGAGCCUGAGGACACAAGCAAGGCUCGAAAGUCGGGGUCUAAAAAACAGAGCAAGGAACCAGUCAAAGAUGAGAAUGAGGAAGAUACGAAACAAGCAGCUGAAACGGCAUCUGUUGGCAGACGCCGUUCCACUCGUACCAAGAACUAA
This is a messenger RNA of Aspergillus ruber CBS 135680, 1122 nucleotides long. Its product is annotated as putative formamidopyrimidine-DNA glycosylase. The transcript has 2 exons. Gene Ontology annotation, cellular component: nucleus. The record is from RefSeq and is a predicted model, not a curated record. Gene Ontology annotation, molecular function: zinc ion binding; DNA N-glycosylase activity; DNA-(apurinic or apyrimidinic site) endonuclease activity. Lineage: Eukaryota; Fungi; Ascomycota; Eurotiomycetes; Eurotiales; Aspergillaceae. Gene Ontology annotation, biological process: base-excision repair. Bases 1 to 1122 code for a protein of 373 amino acids.